This is a messenger RNA of Falco peregrinus (peregrine falcon), 10049 nucleotides long. It is a transcript of the gene POFUT3, whose product is annotated as fucosyltransferase 10. The record is from RefSeq and is a predicted model, not a curated record. Gene Ontology annotation, molecular function: alpha-(1->3)-fucosyltransferase activity. Bases 3416 to 4840 code for a protein of 474 amino acids. The transcript has 5 exons. Gene Ontology annotation, cellular component: Golgi membrane. NCBI's taxonomy places the organism in Eukaryota, Metazoa, Chordata, Aves, Falconiformes, Falconidae.
UUGCAGGUUCAUAAUCCAGGGCCUGCUGAGACGCUUUAGAGAGGGGAGGGUUAACGACAGCCAGAGCACAUGUGUAGUAAGGGCCAUGUGCACAUCUGCAUCAGUGCUGUAUGUUCAGGGAGGUGGGAAACUGUUCCGUGUGUGGUGGGAAGGGUUAAAGUCUUUAAUUUUGGGGUGCUUAAAUUGAAAGGGCGGUAGGUGUGUCCACGCAUUGCAGUGACUCUGUGGAAAGAAGAAUGGUGCCAGAGCAGCAGUGAGGGAGUGCGGAGGCAUGGCUGCAAGUUGAAAGGCAAGGUGCGGGGCGAGGAAGAAUUGGGCCCGCGGGUGGUUAUUCUGUCACUUGAGCGGUGUUGUUUCCUUUGGGAAGUUGCUUGGCCUCUGCGCUUUCCUCGCCUCUCUGCCUUUUUUCCUGCCCUUUCUGUUUUAAUGGCGCAGUUGGAGACUUCAUUUGUUUCUGCCAGGAUGUUCAUCCAGUAACUGGAGUGCCUAGUUUGGUUGGUGCCUCUGGGUAUUACAGUAAUAGAGACUAUAGUAACAUCAUAAUGGAGGGGAAAACCCAGAACAACCUAGUGGAAGGUUGCUUUGGGCUGUAAGACUAUGAAUAGAACAGAAACGAAAUGGAGAAAGACGUACCUAGAGGCAGAGAGGAUAUCCAGCAGUACCUAGGUGAAAGAAAAAAGUUAGAAAAUGCAGAACAUUCUAAAAAAAAAAGAGAAAGAACCAAGAUGGGCCUAAUAAGAAACAAGGUGUAUUAAAAAUGUGCACAUACGAAUGACAGAAACCUCAAAAGAGUAAAUACUGUUUUGUAAGAGGCAGAGCAGAUGAGAAAGUCACUGUUGCUGACCUGCAGAGUCAAAGGUUGCAUUGCGAGUUCAUUAGAUACCGAAAGCUCUCCAGGGGCAAAGGGCACUUGAGACACAGGUCUUGAAGAAAUCUGGUUUAUCAGCUCUGCUGUUUGAGCAACGAUUUGGACUUUUUGGUCAAGUUUUGCCCAGAACUAACAUGUAAUGAAUGACCUGCCAUCGCCGUUGCUUAUCAUCUUUACCAGCUAUUUAACAUGCGUUACAGGCAAGCCAGACCCUGCGGUAUCGGCUUAUUUCCUCAGAGUGGCAUAGCAGGACAAGAAACAACAGUGGGCUUCUGCGAUGCCCACCACUGGAUGGAGCUGGUCCAAGAAUAGCUUGCUGACGGCAUGGGUAGUGCAGCAGAUAGGAAAGCUAUCCCUCUGCCCUCGGGACUAGGUUCUGCAUUCUGUCUGAACCUGUGUGUUGCUGGGUCUGUGGACUCCUUCUAAAGGCUUGAGGAAUGGUAACUGAGAAAAAGCAAGCUAUUUGAGGAAGCUGAAGCAUAUUCCAAACAAGUCGUGUCAUUAAUGAGAGCAACUUGGGAGUCUGCCAACUCGGGAAGCUUGAAACCCAUGAGUGUAACUGAGUUUUAAAAUGACGGACCAGACCAAAAAACCCAUUUGGGAUCACAGCAUAUCCUCCCAUAAGCUGUACCAGGCUUCUGAUCUGCCUCCAACCACUCCAUUCAAUUUACUGAACUACACUCUCGUUGUGGCAUGCCAGCGUCAGUCCUCUCAGCCUCAAGGCACACUGAAAGCCUUAGUCAGGCCUGCAAAGGCAGGAUUCUUGCCUUAGCCCGGAUCUGCUUGACAGCAUACGGCUGGUUCGUAAUCAGUGGAAAGUGUUCAUGUUACAAGUCUAGUAUCUGUGACGACACUUCACAGAGAAUAUUAACACCCCACACCAAGCUUCUACUUAAAACUGUCUCCAGCAGCUGGGACCUUUGAGAAGAGGCAACAAAUCGGAUGAGACCUGUGAUGAAGCACAAAGAGCGGAGGAUAAAUAAAUCCGUCAUGUCCCAGCACUGCAGUGUCAGUUACUAGUUUGUGCCUUGGGAGGAGCCUGGUAGCUCAGGGAGAAAUCGGAGCUCUGUGGUGCAGUAUGUGCAGCAAUAGGUGGGCACUGCUCCAAAUGGGCUGCAGGCAAGCGUAGCUAUGGAGGAAAGGGCACAGAGCCAGCAUGGCAGGGGUCACUUAAACUGCCGCAGAGGACUGGAUUCAGGCUGUCUAGUGGGUACCCUGCUGAGCCUCUCAGGAAGGCUGCAGGCAUGACCUGCUGUAGAGUAAGGAGAUGAGUUGUGUGCACAACGUCUUCGUGAUUUCUAUCACUCAUGCGUUUCAACUGAGGCACAUCGGGUGUUCCCUCUGCCUCCUCUGGGAUUCUUCCUCCCUCCGCUCCCCCGGGUGAGCACCACCUUGCACCCCCCUGCCCACCGCAUCUGGGUUACAAGCAGCAGAUCUGGUGCUUUCCAGUGAUUGUGUGUAAAUACAAGUACAUGUGAAGAACCGUGGAGGUAUCAAAUAUCUCUGUGUUGAUACAGUUGUCUCUGAAUGACAUACGCGCGUUAUAAAUACAAACCUUUGGUUCUUGCGUCUGUACUGGGUGGAAGAAUAUCGGCUCUGCUGUCAGCCAGCAGCACCACCCUUUCAGAGUAAGUACCCUUCACCACUGAUAGCAAACGUCAAAACCUGCAUAAAGAGGGCCCAACCUCUGGAAGCGCCGGGCUGGCUGACAGGACUGUUUCCUGAUCGCUGCGCACUGCCCUGCGGAGAUGCCUCGGCAAGGCAGGGAGCGAGGCAUGGUCUCUGGUCUCGGACGGGAUGCCCGCCGCAGCUCCGCGCCCGAGGGAUGAAGGAUGCGCUUCCUCCCGGCAGCCGGAGCCGGCUCUCCAGGCGCUAGGGGGUCUUCCUGGCUGCCAUGACUCAUUUCUUUUUUUGACAGCCCCCUGGCUCGAUGCAGUCGAAGCCCUUGUCAGGGUAGCACCAGCUAAGAUAACGGCACCGAUGCGAAAAACAUAAAACCGCAGGAAGAACAGUUACGCUGACAGCGACAGGCCCCAGAGAAUGCCGGGUUUAUUUCGUGUGUGUGUGUGUGUGACAGAGGGGUCAUGCAGCGCGAGACGUGCAGCAGGAGCAGUCGGGCGGGGUGGAGGCGAUGGCGCUCCCAGGCCGAUUAGCCCUCUGCGUUCCGUGUUCAGGGCCCUGAGGACCCCCAAAAGAGCCGCUCCCCCCGCCCCCGGCUGGCAGCGCGGUGGGCGGAGGGAGCCGCAGGUCCGCGCCGCCCCGCCGCGGGGCCCCGCUUCGCGCUCGCCCAGCCCCCGCCCCGCCGCCCGCCCCGCACCGGGUGGGUGCACCAACCGAAAGUAAAAAAACAAGCCAAGAACUACCCCAAAGCCCCUCAAACCCAGCCGGGGCGGGACGGCGGCGAGGCGGGAGGAGUUCGGCGGGCAGUCACCAUGAAGAGGAGUAAGAAUAGAGUGGGGAAGUCCUGCAGCAAAGGCUGAAGACUUUAGCCAAGCUGGCCUUCCUGAUGCCUAGAGCUGACCGCUCUGGCAGGCCUAGCAGUGCAGCAUGAUUAAGAUGAAGAAGAAACUGUGGGCGUCUUGCUUCUGCUUUGCAGCUGCCUUUUUCCUUAUGGUGACACUCCAGGUUAUCACUGAACUGGGCAGUUCAGAGAAUAAGGUGGCAGUAAUCUCCAGUUUACGCAGUGGCCCAUUAAAACCUGUGGAGAGACACAGUUUUCAGUUUAAGAAGCAGGAACUUCACAGCAGCUUCAAGACACAGUCUGAUGUAAAUCACUAUCCUGUCCUGCUCUGGUGGUCUCCCCUGACUGGUGAGACAGGGAGAUUGGGUCAGUGCGGAGAGGAUGUUUGCUUCUUUACCAUCAACAAGACCUACCAGCACAAUCAGAUGACAAGAGCAUUUCUGUUCUAUGGUACUGACUUGAGUAUAGACAGUCUACCCCUCCCUCGUAAAGACUAUCAUGAUUGGGCCCUUUUCCAUGAAGAGUCACCAAAAAACAACUACAAACUCUUCCAUGAACCGACCAUCACCUUGUUCAACCACACUGCAACCUUUAGCCGCCAUUCCCACCUACCGCUGACCACUCAGUACCUUGAGGGUGUAGAGGUUCUGAAGUCAUUGAGGUACAUGAUCCCAGUGCAGAUGAAGAACAGCCUGAGGAAGAGGCUUGCACCACUUGUAUAUGUGCAGUCUGACUGCAACCCUCCUUCUGAUCGGGACAGCUAUGUGCGUGAGCUAAUGUGCCACAUUGAAGUAGACUCUUACGGGGAAUGUCUGCAUAACAGAGACCUUCCCCAGCAUCUCAGAAGUCCAACUGCCAUGGAUGAUGGGAAUUUCUCUAAAAUACUGGCACAGUACAAGUUCAUUCUCGCUUUUGAAAAUGCUAUCUGUGAAGAUUACAUCACUGAAAAACUCUGGCGGCCGCUGAAGUUGGGAGUGGUACCAGUAUACUUUGGGUCUCCCAGCAUUGUAGACUGGCUUCCUAGUAACAGGAGCGCAAUCCUGGUAUCCAGUUUUUCACACCCUCGGGAUCUGGCCCACUAUAUCAAAACACUGGAUACAAACGAUCAAGAAUAUGAGUCCUACCUACAAUGGAAGCUGAAAGGGGACAUUUCCAACCCAAGACUGCUUACAGCAAUGAAGGAACGCAAGUGGGGAGUGCAAGAUGUCACCCAGGACAAUUACAUAGAUGCCUUUGAGUGCAUGGUGUGUAACAGAGUGUGGGAAAAUAUCAGAAGGGAAGAAAAGGGAUGGCUGCCCCAGAGAUGGAAUGCUCAGAUUAACCAUCUGAGCUGCCCCAAACCAGAGGCUUUCAGGUUCUCAUCUUCAGACCCUGGUUGGACUUCUCUCCAAGAGAUGUGGAUACCGAGCUUUGAGCAAUCUAAGAAAGAAGCCUGGGCGCUGAGGCAUCUGGUGGAAAGGAACAGGAAUUUUACAGCUCAAGAAUUUUGGAUGCUUGUAUUCAAAGAAUGAACACAAUCACCUGCACAACAGUGUGAGCUCCUCAGAGGAGUCUGUAGAAUUUUCUUUUGUAGGUCACCUUAUCAUAUGUGGGAUUGGUAGCCACAGGAAGUAGACCUGUAAGACUGAACGUAGUCUGUUCAGUACUCAAGGGGUACUAAGGAAGGCUAAACAAUAGAAUCACCCUAUCAGGUGAUAUGUGUGUAUAUAUAUGUGUGAGUGUGUGUAUAUAUAUAUAUGUUCAGUAAUAUGUACAUUUAUAUUAAUUGUCAUUACCUCAGAUGUUUGAGCAUUAACGCACAAGUCAAGGUUCUCAAAGCCCUGUUUUAAGCGCACAGCUAAUUCCCAUGAAACAGAUGGAUCUCCCUCCAUCUUUAAGUAUGCAGCUAUGUCGAUAGCCUCAGGACCCUUUUUUCCCCAGUGCUCGACGACCCUCCUUUGCUGCAUUGAUAGUCAUGAGCUGGAGAGCAGCUGACACCAUUGCACUGGUACAGCUUCUGUACUACUUUGGAGGUAGUGGAAAACCUUGGGACUGUGUCCCUGGCUAGCUGUUUAUUAUCAAUUUUCCUGGCAUCAGCAGAUUUAGCAGGGACUUGGCAGGCUUUGUGUCCUGACACGAGUGCCAAUGUAAAGUGCAUUAGUGCUUGGCACAAGAAAGCACCAUCUGUUAGUGUCCAGGGACAGAUUGAAUGAAAAACGUGCUGGCUCAGACUUACCCACCAUCUUUUGCUAAAAAUAAGCAUAGCACAUGAAUAUCUCCACUCCCCAGAAGUGGGACUGGCCUUAAUCUGAUUUACCUUCUUGCCUUUCUGAUGGUGGACUAGUGUUAUGGAUGGACCAUGUGUGAACAGGGAAUUACAUGCUUGAAAGGGCAGGGAUAAAAUGGAGGGUCCACUGAUGCUGAAGAGUCUUCAAUAGGCACAAGGAGCGGUAGGCAAGCACCCUUCCUAUUUCAACACAGAAAACCCUAAUUUACUUUGACUGACAAAGAAAAAACUUAGUGAUCCUGGUCAUCACUUGCCAAAGGGCACAACCUUUGCCUGGCUUGCAGAUUGUUGCAGUUCUCAUCCCAAAAUCUUGCAUCCUCAGUCUAUGGAGGAGUCAACUUCCACAGGGUCCACCAAAUGGCAUUAUUUGGGUGGAACCAUUAGGAUGAGAGACUGUCAUUCAUACACAUGCCCAUGUAUGUGCAGAUACACAGGCAGUUAUAACUACUAAUAUGGAGUUCUUCACAUGGCUGGAAAGGCAGAUUUUCACCUGUCUGAUAAUUUCCAUGCAAUUGUUCCUUGUAGUAGGCUAUUUUAAGACUGCUGUCAACCAUCUGGCUGUUUUAUGAAUUAGUAGCCAUGGGGAAGGAUGUGAAUAGCAUUUACACGACGAAAUUCAGCUGCAAAAUUUACUUACCUUGGAAAAGUUUUCUCACCAGUAAUUUUCUCACCAAAUAGAUGAAUUUUUUUAUUACUUUUAAGUUUAGCAAGAGAAAGAGCAGUUUUGUGGCCAUAAACCACGUAGUAUUGGUCAUUGCCUCUAUGAGCACAUACUUAGUUUUGAUUAAGCAAAACAGUCCCACUGAAAUAUCUCACCACUAGUGUUUCGCCAGUGUGGCACACAGCAUCUCUUGGACAUGUCUUAAGCUAUUUCCCCAGUGGUCUACAGUGCAAAUGAUAACUAAGCUCCACAAAUGAAGCCCUUCCAGAAAGUGGCAUUAACACUAGACUUACAGGCUUUACCAAAACGGAAUUGAGAGCUGGACAUAAACCCAACAUUUGCAAAGGGAACUGCUGAAUCCCCACCUGUUGCCCCAGGAUGGCACUUAAUAACUGCAGCAUGGAAGACUGCCUCUUUUUCUUGGUGAUAUUCUGCUGCCUCCUUUGGCAAAAAUCUCAAGCCGUGUUGUUUGAAGACCUCAGGAGCUGCACAACUGAAGAUUUUUUUUUUAUUUUGAUUCCAGGGUGGAAUCUGUCAGAUCCUGAGCUUCCUGAGCAAUCUGGUAGAGUGAUAUCCAAAGGGAUGAGGCAUAUUUAUCUCAGUUUAUGGCAUGUUAUUAUCCUUCAUUUUACUUUGGUGGAGCAGGAGGGAAAGGAAGAUUGAAGUAACUGGUUUACAACCCACAUUCUGAAAUUUCAAGUGGUCAGCAGCAGGCGUUUCAGAAGUAACAUCUUCAUCCACUGCUAUACACAGUAGAAAGAUGAGUCCCCAAAGCAGCUGGCUGAAGUGCUCUAGUUGUCACUCAGCCUUACAAGAUCUUCUCACAAUGCAUCCUUUCUAGAACAUUAAGCUCCUGGCUCCCACAGGCUAGAGUCCAGAGCAACCUAAAUUUGGCCUCUUGGUAUUUAAUCACCCUCUAGAGCCUUUUCUCCUGUUUUGGGUGGAGGAAGUCUUAGUGAACAAUACUCUGGGAGACUUAUGGCAAGAUUUUGUGCAGUCUAAUAAAGUGUAAGAAAGACUGACCGUCGUGAACUUUUAAGUUGAUCUCUCUUCUCCCCCUACUGCUCCGGAAAGGAAUAAGCAGAAGCAGUUGACGAGCCUCUCUUGUUGUUGUUGUUAGUUGAUGUACUAGCCUUCCUGCCGUGUACAGGUUUGUAAUUCUAGCCAAGAGAGGAAUCCAGUUUGUUUGGCAGGCUUAUGUAUAUCCUGGAUGGCACAGCCCUUUCUUUUUUGUUUUCUUUUUGCCUUAGAAAGACAAUAGCAAAACAGUUGAGAAAAUUUCUGUAUUUCCAGCAACAAGAGCUGAUUCUGGAUGAGUAAAUGCAUGCUUCCUAACCUCUUGCAUAGUGGUAACAAGCUGUUCUGAUUUCCUCUGUUGUGGGUUAUAACGUAGACAGCUCAUACAGGGCUUGCAUUUAUUCCUCUGAACCCAUAUCUAUCAGCUCUGCUGGAAUUCAUACGUAUUAGUGGCCUCUGAGUCUGCAAUGGCAUUUGCAUCUGAAAUACAAAACCUUAGGACCAGUCUGCCCCUUCAGAAGAUGCCUGUGUUCAGCUUGGAGGUGUCUCUGGGAAUUUGCAGCAGUGCUGAUGGGGCUGGAAGAGCCUGGGGAAAUAGGCUCUGGAGGCCAGCCAUGGACAUGGUCCUCCUUCUUCCUCUCCCUGAUUUUUCCUCGAGGAAAAUCAGGACUCGGGCAUGGAAAAAGGAGAACAGGAGUUGCUUUUAUCCUUCUUACUACAAUCCCCUGGCCUCUCUAUUUUCACUACCUUCCACCAGCUCCCCCUGACAUACCUGUGCCCUUGUGCCUCCCAUCCUCCAUGGCAUCUGGUUGUGUAGGGAAACAAAACACAAGGGGGUUGUUUUUUCACUGCAAAUGUCUGCUCACACUUCUCCACUUUAUUUUUGCUGUGUCAGAGGCCUGAUCCUCCUCCUGUCCUCCUUGGGUUCUGGCUGCCUGUCCCUGAGGCCAUCUCUUAACCAGUGCAGUGAUACCUGGGAUCAGGCUGCAGGGAAGCCACUAAGGUGAGUGUGAGAAGGAGCUGGCAGAAGCCUCACCUGGGGCCUCCCCUGUCACACCAGGGCUACUUUUGAGGUCUUGAUCCUUGUCUGUGCUGUGCUGUGCCAUGUUCUGACUGGCCACGGUGCUGACUCUGACCAAUGUUCUGGACUUCUGUCUCAAUCCUGACCUGCUUCGUCCCUGUGAACCUGCUGGGCAAUUGCUGAACUGUGGCUGGCCCUGCUGUCUGUCACCACGCCUGCCCUGCCUGCAUGCCUAGCCUGUGGUGCAACAUCCUCUCCACCCCUGUGGGGAUGCUGCACAAUUGGCUCCACUCCCAGCGGACUUUUUGUGCCAGUCAGGGGCCCUUCCAGAAGGUAUUGCUGAUGGGAAAAGUCCCCUGGCAAUAUCUGGCCCUGCCAUCACGAGGCUUCCUCCAACUGUCUAAGAGUUGCUUCAUCUCUUGGUGAGCUGGUCCACAGCAGAUGCCCCCACCCGACCCCUGGUGUUGGCCCAUUCCCUGACUGUACCCGCAAACCCUCGACAGCCACAUCCCCUGUGUCAUGGCAGAGUGCUGUGCAGUUGGGCUGUCCUGCACCUGCCAUGCCCUGCCUCCUCCUUGCCUUCCUGCAUCACUCCGGUGAUGGCAGCUCUCCUGGUACAUCACUUUGUUCCCCAGUGUGCACAGACUUCAGGUUCAAAAUUUCAUUCCUCCUCUGGCCACUUGAUCCAUUUAUCCCAGACUGUUUCAUUUUUGCAUAUUUGUUUGCUUCAAAACACACUUGUCUUGUUUCAUUUUCUUUAGGAGGGCCUGGUGGGGUGGGGGUGUUAGCACAGGUGGAAGCAGAUCAUAUGAGGUUGCUGUGCUCGGCAUACAUUAGUGUCACAAUGCAGUAUUUACCCCAGAAAAUGAACAGCAAGCCAAUGACUGGGGAAGUGGUUAAAGAAAAGAAAUGUAAGGAGGACUUUGACUGUGUUCACUUCAAUGCAAGACAAGCCUCGAUCCUAUGCUGUGGGUGCACAACUGUGCGUUGUGGGCUUCAGAGGUCAGAUCCUAGGUUUCCUACCGCUUUCAGCAUUUUACAGAGAAACAAAGCCAAACACUUGCUUGUGGCAGGCAUUAAGGAAAGCUGAAGAUCUCAACGCUGGUAACAAACAUUUGCAAAGCACGUGAUGUUCUGCUUUGUCAGCAGCACGGCCGUAGGCUGACAUGAAAUACAGUGAGGGUGGCUGUGUGCUUCUGUAGAAAAGCAUGUCACUGCUGUGUAUGCAUGAGAUGAGUGGUGGGGAGGUUUCAUAUGGCCAGCAGAGUAGAACCACGCACUGCACAGCUCUGUGGAGACUGCUCAGGCAGUUAAGAGAGGUUAAAGCCAGGCGCUUUUUGUGUAAUUAACGGAAAAGGAAAGCUUGUCUGAAUUGCUUUUCACAGGAGCACUUUCUCCAGCAGCAGCAAGGAUGGAAGGCCAGGUAGUGUGGAGUGGUGUGCUGCUGUGUCUUGCUUGUCUGAUAUUCCCCCCUAAGUCUUUUUAAACUAUUGUUACAGAACCCUCAUGUGCAGACCUUGUUUUUAGUGUGUCUUUUAAAUUCAGGGUUAAUGAAUUAAUUAUUAAAAACCUGCAGCCAUUUGCUGAUCUCUUAACUCCCUGGCUUUGGAAAAAGAUAGGUCAUGGAGACAGCUAUUUUGCAUCUAAUCAAUCAAAUGUCUUGAAAGCAUUCUUGUUUAAUAUAUGUACAUAUAUUCUGCAGGGAAAAAAGUCCCUGAAGAUUGCUAAGGUUGCAAAAUAAAGCAGAGUGCAGAA